AGAUUAUAAAUGUUUCUUCUUCGAGAUUCGCUUCAUGUCGAUAAAUUUCUUUCUCAAUACCCGAGGUUUUUCAAGAGCUUCACUUCGAAAUGGUUGACAGAGAUGACGUCCAAUGCUUCAAUAUUAGAGGUGGUUCUUCUUCAAAGGGAGUUGUCAAUAACAUUACACCAAGCAACUGUGAAAAAACUGAGAAUACAAAUGCUAUUGAUCUAAAUAACAAUCCUGAACAAGAGAAUGAUGUUCCAGACCCUAGAAGAUUAUUAAGACGUGAUAUCUUGAAGGAAUAUAACGGAGCUAAAGUUCUUGGGAAUGUUAGGGAUUACCUUGAGACACUGAAACUGUUUGAAGUUCUGUACCAAGAGGAUUAUAGAAUGGAAUAUUUGAGUGAGAAUGAAGUUUUGAGCAAUUUGGUCCAAAAGGAAGACGUGUGUGUGGUUCAAAAAAUACCACCACCAAGCAAAAAUUCAGAGAAGACUACUGAAAGUAAAAUGCCAGAGGCUACACCUCAAGAGACAUCUACCAUAAAAAGGAAGAGAAGAGUUAUUAAGAAGAAGGCAAAUAGUUCAAUUGAAGUUGGUUCUCCUUCAACUGGAAUAGUCAAUAACAUUACUCCAAGCACUCUUGAAAAACCACAGAAAACAAAUAAAAAUGCUGAACAGGGGAAGGUUGAGGUAGAGCCUAAAAAAUUAAAAGGGCGUGAAAUCCAUAAGGACUAUAAUGGAGUUAAAGCUGUUGGGACUGUUAUGUCCUACGAUCCCUCACUCAAUUGGUUUGAAGUUCUUUACAAAGAGGAUAACAGAAUGGAGUAUUUGAAGGCUGAUGUAAUUUUGAGUCAUUUGGCAGAAAAGGAAGAUAUAUGUCAGGUUCAACAAGCACCACCACCAAGCAAUAGUUCAGAGAAGACUAAUGAAAAUGAAAUGCAAAAGGAUGCACCUAAAGAGGUAUCCACUUCAAAAAGGAAGAGGACUAAUAGUUCAAGCAAGAAGGGAAUUGGUUCAAGUGGUGCUUCUUCAAGUAAAAUUGUCAAGGACAUUGGACAAACUGGAGUAAGUCUACCAGAUAAGAGCAAAAAUAAAGGAAAGUCAACAGCUGAACCCAAAUCUACCAAAAAAGAAACCAAAACAAAGGGCAAGUCUAAACAAGUUGAUGAUGAUGAUGAUGAGAUUCCAACAUAUAAGCCUCAAGAAUUCAUGGGUCUCUUUAUCUGCAAGAAACGUAAUGGAGUUAAAUGUCUCGGAACUGUGAUUGCCUAUAGCCCUGAAAAGAAAAAGCUCAAGGUUCGGUUUCGAAGCGAUAAAACGGAAGAGUAUAUGGACCAUAUUGAGGCUUUGUUUAGUAUGGCAACACCUGAAGAACUUGCUUUGGGAUCGUCAGCACCAAGUACAAGUGGUACAAAGAAGACUGAUGAUAAUAAGAAAAAGAAACAAAAAAGUGAUGACUCUGAUUUUGAAGAUGAAGAGGAAGAAGAAGAAGAAGAAGAGGAAGAAGAAGAAGAGGAAGAAGAUGAAGAUGAAGAAGAAGAAGAAGAAGAAGAUGAUGAUGAAGAAGAAGAAGAAAGACCACCUUCACCAAAGAAAAGAAGGACGAGAUCUCGUGGUUCAAAAAAGUGAGGAGAAAUGUGCAGCAUUGAAGAAUAGUUGUUAGCUUGACAAAAGAUCUUCAACCUCAAACAAUUUCAUGAUAUUUUAAAAAAUUGUGUGCCCUCUUUAACUUAGGUUUAUGAUACUUUUCUUUAUUUUGGUACUUUGUUCAACUCAUUGUACAAGUUUGUUGAAAUUGGCGUUUCUUAAGUUCUUUAAGGUAGAUAUAAAAUUUGGAUUUCUUUAUGUAUUUGAUUGUAUUAUAGAUUAUUACAAUUCAAUGCUGAAC
Messenger RNA from Cicer arietinum (chickpea), 1869 nucleotides. Lineage: Eukaryota; Viridiplantae; Streptophyta; Magnoliopsida; Fabales; Fabaceae. The record is from RefSeq and is a predicted model, not a curated record.